Betta splendens (Siamese fighting fish) is the source of this 3188-nucleotide messenger RNA. RefSeq names its product DEAQ box RNA-dependent ATPase 1 (gene dqx1). Bases 257 to 2659 code for a protein of 800 amino acids. Gene Ontology annotation, molecular function: RNA binding. The record is from RefSeq and is a predicted model, not a curated record. The transcript is spliced from 12 exons. NCBI's taxonomy places the organism in Eukaryota, Metazoa, Chordata, Actinopteri, Anabantiformes, Osphronemidae. Gene Ontology annotation, cellular component: spliceosomal complex; intracellular anatomical structure.
UUCCAAGAAGCCGUGAAUGCAACACAAGGUUUGACAGCUCGACGCCCAAACAUGGCGGCUGGAAGCUAAAGCAACCAGGCAACACCUGCGCCUGCUAUUAUAACUGUCAGCAACCAGGAAGUAAUCAGAGCCAUAAAGACUCGCGGAUGCAGAAAGCGAAUAUCUGCGCUUGUCUCGUGUGAGCUGCGGCUGAAGGCAGCGAGGAGUAAGCGGAGCGUCGCGUCGCCAUGUCACACAGGUAACCCAGCGUACUGUGAUGAUGUCAUCUCCACCACCAGCAAAGCCCGGCGCGUCCCUCUCCCACUGGGCUCCCCUGCAGCCCUCAGCAGCCCUCGACUCGGCGUCGGUGUCUUCCCUCCUGUCGGGGGAGUUCGACAACGAGGCGGAUGCAGGGAGAGGCGAGGAGGACGAGCUGGGAGACCUGGAAGUGAACCCGUACGAUGGGCUGCCCUUCUCCUCGCGCUACUACACGCUGCUGGAGGAGCGGCAGCAGCUGCCCGUGUGGAGCCUGAGGCGGCGUCUGCUGGAGCACCUCGAGAGCCACAGCAUGGUGCUGCUCAGUGGACCCAGCGGCGCCGGGAAGAGCACCCAGGUCCCUCAGUGGUGCGUGGAGUACGCCUCGUCCUUCGAGUUCUCGCAGGGCCUGGUGUGUUGUUCUCAGCCCCAUUCGGUGGCAGCGGUGAGUCUGGCUCUGCGUGUGGCCGAUGAAAUGGACCUGAGCCUGGGUCUGGAGGUGGGCUACCGGGUGGCGCACGACGACAGCUGCACACCUGACACCCUGCUCAGGUUCGUCAGUGACGCCCUGCUGCUGGAGGAAAUGAUGUCGGACCCUCUGCUUCACCACUACGGCGUGGUGGUGUUGGACGAGCUUCAGGAGCGCACCGUGGCCUCCGACGUGCUCCUCGGGCUGCUGUGCGACGUCUGCCUCCAGAGGCCCGACAACUUCCGGGUGGUUCUGCUCGCGUACCCCGCGCUGGCCCCCGGCCUCGCUGCCUUCCUCGGACCCUCCGUCCCUCACCUGAGCCUGGACGACCACGAUCCCACAAGCGGCCACCAGGAGCUGAAGGAGCGGAGGGCGGUGGAGACGGUCUACAGGGAGGUGCCGUCUGGAGGGGAACCCGUGGCCGCCGCUUGUCGUGUGGUGUUGGACCUGCACAGAAGAGACGAGGACGGAGAUGUGAUGGUGUUCUUGGCCAGUGCCCAGGAGAUAGACGGAUGUGCCGCCCUGCUGGAGAAGGAGAGGCUGACUCUGAGUCCUCAGCUGGGUUCCCUCAGGGUCCUCCCCCUGCACGCAGGGCUGGGCGCGCUGACUCAGCGGGUUUAUGAGUCUGACCCUGAGGCUGCUGCCCUGAAGGAGACCUGCAGCUCCAGCGAUGGGGACGGGAGCUCUGCUGUGGCGGCUGAAGGCCCAGGGGUCCGGAGGAGGGUCAUCCUCACUGAUGCGUUGGCAGAGGCGUCCUUCUCCCUACCAGCCGUCCGCUAUGUCAUAGACACAGGCCGUCAACUCCAUACAGUUUACAACCCACAAGUGCGAGCAAACUCGCAGGUGCUGAGGACGAUAAGCAAACUGCAGGCUGACAUGCGAGCUCAGAGGGUAAACAGCCAGCUUCCAGGGCUGUGUCUUCGUCUGUACCCCCAAUCGCUGUAUGAUGGGAUGGCCGAGGCUCCGUGUCCUCGCGUCACGGAGGAAAACCUCAGCCACUUGGUGCUGCUGCUCAAGAGGCUGGACAUCGCCGACAUGGGGCAGUGCAAGUUUCUGGACAGACCAGCUCCCGAGGCUCUGAUGCAGGCGCUGGAGGACCUGGACUACCUGGCAGCACUGGAUGAUGACGGCAACCUAUCAGAGGUGGGAAUCAUAAUGUCAGAGCUGCCCCUGCAGCCGUCGCUGGCUAAGGCUCUGAUCGCUGCCUGUGAGUACGACUGUGUCGAUGAGCUGCUCACUAUAGCUGCCAUGCUCACUGCUCCUUCUUGCUUCGCGGUGGCAGAUCCGAGCAGAGUGGACGAUGCCGUCACGCACUGGCAGCCUCUGAUGCACAGUGAAGGCGACCACAUGACGCUCAUCAACAUAUACAACGCCUUCAUGAAGCAUAACCAGGACGAGGCCUGGUGCUCCACCCACUCCCUCAGUCACGCCUCCCUCCGUCUGGCUGUGGUGAUCAGGGCUGAGCUGCUGGAGGUGCUGCAGCGGAUAGAGCUUCCGGUUUCCCCACCGGCGUUCGGAUGCCAAGACAACUGCACCAACAUCAAGCGCGCUCUCAUCUCAGGCUUCUUCCUCAAAGUGGCUCACGACGUGGACGGCUCCGGUAACUACCUCCUGCUGACCCACCGCCACGUGGCUCACCUGCAUCCCUUCUCCUCGUACCGGUGUCGCCAGCCUCGGCCCAGCCCGCCCAGCUGGGUCCUCUACCACGAGUUCACCAUCUCCCGUGAUAACUGCAUCUGCAUCGCUUCCGACGUCCAUCCUCAUAUGCUGGUGGAGCUGGCCCCUCAGUACUACCUGGGAAACCUGCCAGCGAGUGACGGCAAAGAGCUGCUGAUGGAGCUGAGGCAGAGUCUGGAGAGCGACGGGCAUCGCGACGAGCUCAGCACGAGUCCAAGAGACGGUGAAGAGGCGGGAGAGAGCGGCCGGUCCAGUACCGAGCUCUGUGUUGUCCAGUGAGGCUUCGUCUGUCAUUCAGUGGUUUUGGAAUUAAAAUGUUCCACCCGCUGCUGAAGAACACUAAUGUACAGUACAGUUGCAGUCGGUGCAACUGUGACAAACGUCAUCGCUGCUCGUUUGAAGCUUUAUUUGAUUGGGUUUGAUUUGACAUUCGAAUAAUUUCCAAACACUCUUGUUGAGGACUGUUAACACUAAUAGCGCAAAAUAGAUGAAGGGAAACAGCAAAAAUAGGGAGGUUGCGUUUUCUGCUAAAGCAAUAAAACACUGUGUCGCGACCUUUGACCUCUAUGCAGAUGCCAUUUACAGGACAUGACUGGGUUCUCAGGGAUCACAGCAUCUGUUUGCAUCUUUUUAUACAGUUUGUAUAUGUUUGAUCUUCAUUUUCCUUUUUUGUGAAGUGGAAUAUUUUAAUAGGAAAUGAGCUUUUAAUGAAAGUAUUUUAAUGUUUGAACUGGCCUAGCUGAUUGCUCACUUUAUACCCACUGUCUAUAAACUGCUCUGCGUUGUAUUAAAGGUAAAGUUCUGUUCA